Ictidomys tridecemlineatus (thirteen-lined ground squirrel) is the source of this 2044-nucleotide messenger RNA. The record is from RefSeq and is a predicted model, not a curated record. NCBI's taxonomy places the organism in Eukaryota, Metazoa, Chordata, Mammalia, Rodentia, Sciuridae.
ACUCGGAUUCCUCAUUGCGCGGAGGGUGUUUCGGGCGGACCGCGUUAGGUGUGACACCAGGAGUGCCCGCUUGCCCGCGCUUUUCAGUUGCAGCGUUUCCUGCAGCUGGUUAGUUCGUUUUGUCCAGCGGCGGUGGUGCCUCCCUGAGAUUCGAAAUGCCGUAGUGUUAAAAGAUCACUGAAAUUGGAUGAUCAGCUAGAAGAAAAUUCAUUUGAUCCUUCAAAAAUCACAAAGAAGAGAAGUAUUACAGCUUAUUCUCCAACAACUGGAACUUGUCAAAUGAGUCCAUUUUCUUCUCCCACAAGCUCUAAAGAACAAGAGCCCAGAAAUGGGCCAUCAAAUGGAAAGAGAAAAAAAUUGAAUCACCUCAGUUUAACUGAAAGAAAGGAAUCUACAGUAAAAGACAAUGAUACAUUCAUGGUGUUGCUAUCUAAAGUUGAGACAUCAUCAGAAGAAAUCAUGGAAAUAAUGAAAAAUUUAAAUAAUAUAAAGGCUUUAGAGGGCAAUAGAGAGCUUGAAAAUCUCAUUAGUAUCUCCCGUUCAUCAUGUUUCUUAAAAAGAGAAGUGGAGAAAACCAAAGAACUAGUGACCAAAAUAAGAAAACAAAAGCUGUGUGAAAAGAAUUCAGUACUUCCUCACAAAGAAUUAUGUCAUCUUGACAGCUACGAAUUCCUUAAGGCCAUUUUAAAAAGAGGUGAGGAAACUGAAGCACAAAGAAGUUAAGUAUUUUCUCCCUGAAGCACCAAAGACAGAAAGCCAGGCAUUUAGAAGAAAUGCUCUCACUAUGAGUACAACUGCAUCUGCCUGAUCAUAUUUAAAGGAACAGAAGAAAUAUUUGUAAUUAAUCUGCCCAGUAAAUACCAGCUCAUAGCACUAGGCAGGUGCAAGUCUAGAUAAAAUUUCUUGCAGCUAAUUUAAACUUUCUACACACACCAAUAGAUAAUCUUAAUGUAAAUAUUACAUUUUUUCUUGACCCUUUAAUAUAAAGCCAGCAUGUAGAGGAGGAUCUUGACUUACAUUGUGUAUCAUGGAUGUUUUUGUGUACUGUUAGCAUUUGUGGAUAGUUACUAAAGUAUGUUUGAAAAUGGCUGUACAUCUGCUAGAGCUAUAUAUUUUCCUAGAACUCAGAUUAAAUCUAAUUGCGAGUUGAACGGGGGACCACUUUUCCCACUUAAAGCCUCAGGUACUUAUUAAUUUAUAGGUUUUUUUAAAUGUUUAAAAACUUAUUUAGGGACUGGAGAUGUGGCUCAAGUGAUAGCGCGCUCGCCUGGCAUAUGUACGGCCUGGGUUCCAUCCUCAGCAUCACAUACAAAUAAAGAAAUAAAUAAUAAAAAAUUCUCUCUCAUUUAGAAGCUUAUUGUGUAACCACUACCUCAGGGAUGAGUUUUUAUUAUUAUAAUACGCUUGUUUUUUCUAUGCUUGUAUUUUCAAAGUUUUAAAUUCCAUACAUUUUGUAAAAUAUUAUAAUGUAUUUUUUAGUACAUACUACAUUUAAAUAUGAAGUUGGUUUUUAGCUCAAUUAAACAGCCUCCAAUAAAUUAAAAAGACCUUUAUUAUGAGACAGUAUUUAAUCCUUUCCAAAUUAUUUAAAUUCUUUAUUCUGUAUUGUUUUUAUUAUCAUUUAUUUGUAUUGUUGCUCACAAAAUGAAUCAGUAUCUAAACUAGGUACUAAAUUACAUGGCAAGUGGAUAUUAAAAUCAUUUAAUUGAUGCAUGAAAAAUACGUUGAUUUGGGAAUUAAUUCACAAUGAUGACAUAAUCAUCUUUUAUAUCCUGCAAGCACUUAGAAAAAUCACAAAAUAUGUCUUUGUGUAUGCAUGUGUGUGUUAUUAGAGAUGGCUCCCUGGGCCUGACAUAUGCUGGGCAAACACUCUACUACUGAGCUACACUUCCCAUCCCUGAAUAUAUCAUAGCUUGAUAACAUACAUUUUUUUAAAAAGUCUGUACUUUUCUUGACCAUUUCUAGAGGGGGCAAAUGUUAUUCUCAGAAUUUGUGUAUCAUUUGAUGUCAUGAAAAUAAAAAUACCAUAGUAUUUUUAAAACCA